Messenger RNA from Mesorhabditis spiculigera, 621 nucleotides. Lineage: Eukaryota; Metazoa; Nematoda; Chromadorea; Rhabditida; Rhabditidae. The record is from the annotation of a GenBank genome assembly.
AUGUCCAACGCGCAUCCGCAUCCACCGCCAAAAUUUUCGAUUGAAGAUUUACUAAAUAGCCAAAACGACGCGCUAAAAUCGGCGCUGCAAGAGCAGUUUCGACUCUGUUUAAAUCCGAUUAAGACUGAUGAAGCUUCCGGAUCGGACAAUUCUACCGUAUCCCCGGGCUCACCAAAAGCCUCCCCAUCCCCAAUAAUGUCCACCACUCUGGCGACUCCGCAACUUUGCGGCCCGUCUGCUUUAUUACCUCCGCCCGGCCAAGAACUCCCAUUCUGGCUAAUGUCCAUCGAUCAGUCAGCUCUGUUAAUGGCGCAAAGGAGUGUAUUCCCUCACCUUUGGGCAAAUGCCGAUGCGUUACGACUGGCUGCCGCUAGUAAAUCGUACAGGAGACGAAAGGCACGAACCGUCUUUUCCGACGCCCAGCUCCAAGGCCUCGAGCGCCGUUUCGCCACUCAACGCUAUUUAAGCACACCGGAGCGGAUAGACCUCGCCAAUAAUCUAAAUUUGUCUGAAACUCAGGUGAAAACGUGGUUCCAAAACCGACGAAUGAAGCACAAGAAGGUAGUUCGUGGCAAAGAUGGGGAACUACGCGAAAUCACCGAAGAAGAUGAGGUCUCAGAA